Molecule: messenger RNA, 1257 nt
Organism: Brassica oleracea var. oleracea
Lineage: Eukaryota; Viridiplantae; Streptophyta; Magnoliopsida; Brassicales; Brassicaceae
Product: protein GrpE-like
Exons: 4
Coding region: 94-1059 (321 amino acids)
Biological process (GO): protein import into mitochondrial matrix; protein folding
Cellular component (GO): PAM complex, Tim23 associated import motor
Molecular function (GO): protein homodimerization activity; protein-folding chaperone binding; adenyl-nucleotide exchange factor activity
Source: RefSeq, a predicted model, not a curated record
CUCUUCACCACGCUAAGCACCUCUGUGAACUUUCGAUUCUCUUCUCUUCUCUUCUCUUGUUGAUCGUUGCUCUGUUCCUUUGUGCAUUCCCUGAUGCUGGCCUCGAGGAUUCUCUGGCGAGUUUCCCGCAGCGCGGGCUUACGCUCCUCUCUCUCCGCCGCCGCUCUUCCGGCGAGGAACCAAGCUCCUAUAUUCACUAGCCGGUAUCACUCCCUGGUUAACAACUUCUCACAAAAGCUUGUAGCAGCUCAGGUGUCUCUUGAUUCGUUUUCACUUCAAAGGUUGUCUCUUUCUUCAACCUCCACAACGCCUGAAUCACACGAAAAGGAGAACAGCAACACUGAGGCGUCCAAGACAGCUGAAGAGAAAGCUACAGCUGAGGCAAACGAGUCAGGUCUUGACUCAGAAUCAAAAGCUUCUGCGGGGAAAGAUGCUAAAAGAGCUGCAGUUUCGGAAUCAGAUUCCGAGAGUGAUGGUGAUGAUGAUGAGGAGAUGUCGAAGGAUGAUCUGGUGAAGCUCGUAGCUGAGAAGGAGGAGCUACUGUCUGUGAAGGAGGAAGAGAUUAAGCUAAUGAAAGAUAAAGUUCUUCGCACUUACGCAGAGAUGGAGAAUGUAAUGGACAGAACAAGGCGUGAUGCUGAAAACACCAAGAAGUAUGCCAUACAGAAUUUUGCAAAGAGCCUUUUGGAUGUGGCGGAUAACCUUGGAAGAGCUUCUUCUGUUGUCAAAGAGAGCUUCUCAAAGCUUGACGAGACCUCGAAAGAUUCUGCUGCUCCACUGUUAAAGACCCUUUUAGAAGGCGUGGAGAUGACUGAGAAACAGCUAGCUCAAGUGUUUAAGAAAUUUGGUAUGGACAAGUAUGAUCCUAUCAACGAACCGUUUGAUCCAAACAGACAUAACGCAAUGUUCCAAGUCCCUGAUGCUUCUAAACCAGAAGGCACAGUUGCUCAUGUCUUGAAGUCUGGAUACACGCUGUAUGAUCGAGUGAUAAGACCAGCUGAGGUUGGUGUUACUCAGGGAGGAGAGAGCGAAGAAAACAAGAAAGAGUCUGAUGCUUAAAAAAGAAGUCCAUAAAUCUUUUGAGUUAUACAAGUUUUCUCUUGUCGUUUGUUUAUUCAUCGGAUGAACAAAGAUCUCCCAUAGUUGCUGGACAUGGUCACUUGCAAGGGAAGUCCUGCUUCUGUGUCCGUUUGUUUUUAGUCUUCUUUCAAACAUGAUUUGAUAAGUUUUCAGACACAAAUCAAGGUUGUGCAUACA